CCGCCCCGGCGGGCAGGAGGCGGCGCGGCGGAGGGGCCGCUUCUCCGCUCCCCUCCCCUUCUCCGCCGGGGAGGCUGCGGAGUGCGAAAUGCUUUGGCCGGGCCUAGGCCGGGCCCUCCGGGCGCUGCAGCCGCCGCUCAAACCCCGAGGACUAGCCGCCUGCUACGGGACUUCAGUAACAUCAGCCAAAAUCCAAGUGAACGGAGUCCACCUACACUAUCAGCAGACAGGAGGAGGAAGCCAUGCGGUUCUUCUGCUCCCUGGCAUGCUAGGGAGUGGCCAAACUGAUUUUGGACCACAGCUGAAGUCCAUGAAUAAGCAACUUUUCACAAUAGUUGCUUGGGAUCCUCGGGGCUAUGGACAGUCCAUUCCUCCAUCUCGAGACUUUCCCCCAGACUUCUUUGAGAGGGAUGCCAAAGAUGCUGUGGAUCUUAUGCAGGCACUGAAGUUCAAGAAGUUCUCUCUGCUGGGCUGGAGUGAUGGUGGAAUCACAGCACUCAUUGCAGCUGCAAAGUAUCCAGCUCUCAUCCACAAGCUGGUGGUCUGGGGAGCUAACGCCAGUGUUACUCAAGAGGAUGUUAAAAUUUACAAUGGUAUCCGGGAUGUCUCAAAAUGGAGUGAAAAGGUGAGGAAACCAUUGGAAGAGCUGUAUGGCCACGAGUACUUCUCCAAAACAUGUGAGGCUUGGGUGGAUGGAAUAUGUCACUUCGCUGGAAAAUCUGAUGGUAGUAUCUGCCAAGAGUUGCUGCCAGAUAUUAAGUGUCCCACAUUUAUAAUUCAUGGAGUGAAAGACCCUUUGGUUCCACAGCCCCACGCAGAAUACAUUCAUAAGCACAUCAAAGGCUCCCGAUUGCUUCUGAUGCCAGAAGGAAAGCACAACCUACACCUGCGUUUUGCAGAGGACUUCAACAGGGAAGUGGAAAAUUUCCUACGCUGAUGUGAACCAUAACAAAUUGGAAGUGUUUAGAUUCGCCUUGUUUAGGAAUGAUAGUUGGCUUUCCAUUUUCAUUCAAGCUACAGGUAGGCUUGAAUCCUAUAAGAUAAAAGAAGACUGAUUUACAUAAGAAUACACUGAAAAUACAUAAACCUCAGUGGAUCAAAGUGCACCCCACCACACUGCAAGACUUGUGUGUCAUUAAACUUCCUACACACAGGCUAGACAGAUUUUCUUUGUCCAAUAAAGUGUUAAGACAGAAAACA
Messenger RNA from Pogoniulus pusillus (Red-fronted tinkerbird), 1200 nucleotides. It is a transcript of the gene BPHL, whose product is annotated as biphenyl hydrolase like. The transcript is spliced from 7 exons. Lineage: Eukaryota; Metazoa; Chordata; Aves; Piciformes; Lybiidae. Bases 89 to 937 code for a protein of 282 amino acids. The record is from RefSeq and is a predicted model, not a curated record. Gene Ontology annotation, molecular function: serine hydrolase activity.